AUGGACCAAACGCAAGAUGAUGAAUUGGUACCCUUGAGGAAAAAAUUCAGGCGUAAAGAAAGUGGUAAAGAAGAUAAUUUUGUCCAGUCCUAUUAUAAAAUACCGGAUGCCAACAAUAAGCUAAACGAUGCACAGAUUGACCAGUUGAGAUGGAAUGCAGGAAUCACUGUUGAUGGAGAAAGUUGCCCUGCUCCAAUCUCUGACUUUGCACAGCUCAAUCUUCCCUCCCAGCUCCAAGUUUACCUGCAAAAUAAAGAUUACAAGCAUCCAUCAUCGAUACAAAUGCAAGCCCUACCAUGUGUGAUGUCUGGUCGAGAUAUAAUUGGAAUUGCUGAAACAAGUUAUGAAACUCUAACUGAAAUACUAAAAUACAUGAAUAUUGAUGAUACUAAGGUGCCUUCUUCCUUGCCUGAUCCCUCACACCCAAUGCAAGCUCCUACUUAUCGGGCUACUAUGGUAUGUGGUGGCAUGCCAAUCAGUCAACAAAUACAACAGCUCAAUGCUGGUGUUGAUGUUGUUAUUGCUACUCCUGGUCGGCUAAUCGAUUUGAUUGAUAAAGGAAAGAUUAACCUUACUCGCUCUUAUUUUGAUAUUAUUUGCUUCCAAUUGGGCUAUGAAAUUAGAAUUAUUUAUUUAGUUCUGGAUGAAGCGGAUCGUAUGCUUGGUAUGGGCAUGGAAGAGCAGCUCCGAAAGAUUACCAUUACUGUUGGUGUUACCGGUAUAACAAACCGCAAAAUUCAUCAUAAUGUACAAGUUAUUAACUAUGCCGAGAAGCCAAUAAGACUACUUAAAGUCUUACGUCAUACAACAUGUCCGCCCGUCAUCGUAUUUGCCAACACAAUCGAUACCGUAGAUGAGGUAACUCUUGCAUUGAAGAAAGAGCAAUUCCAUGUGGCUAGUCUGCACUCUGAAAAAACACAAGCCUACAGAUUUCGAGUCAUGACUGCACUAAAAAGUGGUGGCGUCGAUGUACUGGUAGCCACUGAUUUAGCAUCACGUGGUUUAGAUAUCCCAGAAGUUAGCCAUGUCAUAAGCUAUGAUAUGCCCGAAACAAUUGAAGACUAUAUUCAUAGAUGCGGUAGGACUGCUCGUUUCAAUAGGUAUGGGCAAGCAACCGCAUUUGUAACACUUGAUUGUAAAGUUGUCGAAGAUCUGAAAGAUGUUCUAGUCGCAGCGAAACAGGAAAUUCCUGACGAAUUAGUCGAUUCUGCAAGAUUUGGUAAAAAGAUCAUACGAACAGAGUUUGGCGACAGAGUCAUAUAA
Molecule: messenger RNA, 1263 nt
Organism: Trichoplax adhaerens
Lineage: Eukaryota; Metazoa; Placozoa; Uniplacotomia; Trichoplacea; Trichoplacidae
Exons: 13
Coding region: 1-1263 (420 amino acids)
Biological process (GO): mRNA splicing, via spliceosome
Cellular component (GO): spliceosomal complex
Molecular function (GO): RNA binding; ATP binding; RNA helicase activity
Source: RefSeq, a predicted model, not a curated record